AGCCCCUGCCCUCGGUCCAGGGCACAUCUGCCCACCAUGGCCCUGGUGCUGGCGCUCCAGCCGCUGACCCUCCGGCCACUGACCCUCCGGCUGCUGGUGCUCCAGCUGCUGAUCUCCUGGCCUCCGCGUCUCGAAGCCCUGACUCCGUCUGGGGACCCAACCACCCAGGCGCCUCCUUACUCAGUUCCGACAGCCGCCCACCCCAAGCCGUGGCUGGGGGCUCAGCCUGCAGCAGUUGUGACUCCGGGGGUCAACGUGACCUUGAGGUGCCGGGCACCUCAACCCGCCUGGAGAUUUGCACUCCUUAAGCCUGGAGACACUGUCCCGUGGUGUCAGGAGCAGGCCGAGUUCUUCCUGGAGGAGGUGACGCCUGCCCAGGGGGGCAGUUACCGCUGCUGCUACCGCAGGCCGGAGUGGGGACCAGGAGUCUGGUCCCAGCCCAGCGACGCCCUGGAAGUGCUGGUGACAGGCUCACUGCCCAGGCCCUCCCUCAGCGCCUGGCCCAGCUCCGUGGUCCCCGCCGGGAGCAACGUGACCCUGCGGUGCCGGGCUCCCACCAGCGAUGUGUACUUGGUCCUCAGAAAGGGAGAGAUCGUCUUUGAUUUCGCGACAUCCUCGGGUUCUAGAGAGAGCCUGGCCGAAUUCCAGCUCACUGGCCUUACAAGCGCUGAAGCCGGAGAGUACACCUGCCACUACUCCAGGGUGGCAGCCCCGCACAGAGCCUCACCCCGCAGUGACGCCCUCCUGCUGCUGGUCACGGGACUUUCGCAGAAACCGUCCUUACAUGUCCUCCAGCGUCGCCGUGUGCCGGCAGGAGAAAGCGUGACACUGCAGUGCCGGAGAGCAGCCGCCCCGAGCCAGUACGACACGUGCGCCCUGCUGAAGGCGGGGGCCCCCUUGCGGGGCGCGCGGCCCGCCGUGGCCGGGAACUACAGCUGCGUGUUCCACCAGGCGGGGCCUCCCUUCCAGGCCUCGGAGCCCAGUGACCGCCUGGAGAUCCUGGUGACAGGUCCCCUGUCUGGCGAUUACGCCACAGGCAACCUCAUCCGACUGGCGGCGGCGGCCCUGACUGUAGUGAUUAUGGGGGCCUUCCUGGUGGACGCCUACGUAGCCGGGAGGCGGCUCCGAGUGAACCCAGCCCGCCCGGCCCCUCAGGGAGACGCUGAGUGAGACCUGCCGGCCUUCGGGGUGUGCGCCCGGAUCCCCGCCCUCUGAGCCCCAGCAGGACAAGGCCAGGCCCCUCUGCUCCUCACCGGGGACAGAGCACAGGCCUGCACGGCCAACGGCGCGUGGUCACCGUCGUGGGAAGCCGGUCUCUCCCUGUGAUGCGGCCAGCCACCCGACGGCGCCGAGGUCCAGCGUGGGCGGGCCGUUUCCUCCUCGUCGACCUUGGUGUGAUGCGUGCCACCCGAUGGCGCAGUUCCCUCAGGGCACGUGUCGGUCACUUAUUACCGGCUACAUGUGCACACUCACGUGUCCGAGCGUGUCUGGGGACGGCUGGUAAAUCGCCGCUGUUUAGUCUGCUGUUCGUCUUCAUAGCGAGCUGUGGGGAGUGCGGUCUGGGAAGGGCCUGCCCGCAGGCUGCUUGGUGACUGUGCGUCCAUCAGCCGGGCUUUCGAUUUCAACUUCCCAGGUUUUUGCCGUGUGGCAUGUGCACUGGAGAGGGAGGGGAAGUGAGCAAUCGCCCCGGGAGGGAUGGCCACGGCACAGUCCAUUCUCCACUCGGGAUUUUGGGCAUGUGCGCACAUACGCCUGGCCUGAGUACCAAGCCGCCAGGUCUGGGUCUCGAACUGCGGUCGGUCCUGUGGGAACCCAGCACUGCUCCACCUCAGACCCUGUUUUAUACUUUCUUUAUAAAGAAUUGUGUAUUUAAUUUAA
Tupaia belangeri chinensis (Chinese tree shrew) is the source of this 1878-nucleotide messenger RNA. RefSeq names its product osteoclast associated Ig-like receptor (gene OSCAR). Gene Ontology annotation, biological process: immune response-regulating signaling pathway. The record is from RefSeq and is a predicted model, not a curated record. Lineage: Eukaryota; Metazoa; Chordata; Mammalia; Scandentia; Tupaiidae. Gene Ontology annotation, cellular component: plasma membrane. Gene Ontology annotation, molecular function: collagen receptor activity.